UAUCAUGAAGAGGAAUAUGAACCUAAUGAUGAUGAGUCUUUAUCUGGUGAAGAAGUUGAAUAUGAAUAUAAUUAUAAAAAUCGUGAGCCUAAUAAUAAUUCAGAUGAUGAUAUUGUUACAAAUUUGAGAAACGAAAAUUUUAUUCCUAAAACUUCAAAUCUAUCUUCACUUGAAACAUCAAUUGCAAAAAAUGUCUUAGAAAUUCGUAAAGAAAAUUAUUGCACAAUUUAUAAUCAACUAUGUUUAAAUAAAGAUGAAGCUAAAAAAAUCAUAUUGAAAUUACUUUCAUAA
This is a messenger RNA of Cetraspora pellucida, 291 nucleotides long. Lineage: Eukaryota; Fungi; Glomeromycota; Glomeromycetes; Diversisporales; Gigasporaceae. The record is from the annotation of a GenBank genome assembly.